Molecule: messenger RNA, 3882 nt
Organism: Klebsormidium nitens
Lineage: Eukaryota; Viridiplantae; Streptophyta; Klebsormidiophyceae; Klebsormidiales; Klebsormidiaceae
Source: the annotation of a GenBank genome assembly
ACGAGUUUUGCACUAGACGCAGCCACAGGAUUUUGGAAGCUCUGGAGGACAGGACUCCCCGAUGCUUGUGAUGGGCGUUCGACAGACUAUCUAGAGCAUAUACAUGAGCUAGUGAGGAGGGAAGCUGUUCGGCAAAGCUACCAAUCCCUCCAUGUUCGUGCUGCUGCGUCUGCCCUUGUGGAGGAUCCCCUCAAUUGAACGUUCCAAUGCUAGCAGGGGAUUUGUUGUGCUUUAUGUUGAUGAGCAACAUUGAUUGCGACUUUGAAGAGCAAUGCCGGGGGCUAGAAGACCGCUUCUACUAAGGACCACCUCCGAGGUCCUGUCUCAAGUUGAGCGGUACGUUCAGGAUGCUGCAGACCGGGACGCCCUUCCACCAGCUGGGGACGAGGCUCACCGCAGGCAGCUGCCAGCUGCGCAACUCACAGCUGCAAUCAUGCAGGACACCAGUGCUGCGUUGGAGCUUGAGGCUGCAGCUGGGGCUUCUGCUAGCCUUGUCCCUGACCAUAAUGCCGUGAUUGGGCUCACUCUGGAGGUGUUGAGGGAAGCGGGGCUGUGUGGGGGCCAACUUGUGCAAGUUACUGCACUGGGCAGCCAGCAGACCCGUCUUGCCAGAGUCUGUGCCCUCAGUGUAGACCCUCAAGGGGCCUUUCACCCAGCAGGAGUUAGCCCUGAAGCCUGCCCUGCUGCCGGGGACGACCUUGGCGUGAGUAGAGAACGCCCGCAGACAGCAAAUGGCACUCAAUCUCACCGCUCUGCUUACUUGUCCCCCCUGCUAGCAUACAAUCUUGGCCUCCUCUUGCACCUGCGGCCCUAUCUAGGAAAGCAAGGGGCAAGCGAGGGCAGUCCCACCACCAGCUUGGGCCACUCAGAUUCAACUGCCCCAUCGCACGCACGCCAGACUGGUUCUGUUGGAACCGAUGCAGAUCUCCUUCUUCGGCCGUACAACCAAAGACCUCUGGGACCCCCAUCACAUGCUACUGCUACCGCGCACCGUGGGGUGUUUGCGCCGCUUGUGGCUUCGCACGCUCGCAUCUCUCAGAUUCGUGUCCCCACCUCCACGUUUCUGCGCCCAACUUCAGAACCGGGGAGCACAGACUCUGAAGCUGCAGUGGACUCCGCACUGGCGGAGUACUUCUCUGAGCCCCAGCUUCUUUGCCCAGGCGAUGUCUUUGUGGUCCAAGUGCGAGAGUCGAGUCCAACGGCCGAAGAGGCAACUGCCGAAGAGCUCAAUCCCUCGCGCACCUAUUCCAACGGGACAGUUGUAAGUUCGACUGGUCCUGGGGUGUCUUCUCCCGAAGCAGCGUCCCUAGGAGCAUCUCUUUCCCGACCAGUCUAUUUCAAGGUCGAGUCGCUGGAACCUGAGUCCGAGCGUUUCCUGGCCAUCCAGAGGGACCAAACUGCACUGGUCCUGGUCGGCAGCACGAAUCAUGCGCUGCCACCUAGCCUUGGUUCCGCCCGCAGGGCUGCGCCUCCCCUUGCGGUGUCCCCUGCUGUGGUCCAGGAUGUGGCUCGCCUCUUGGCCCCCAGCCUGCACCCUGCGGCGCGCGGGCUGCAGCUCAGGACGGCGGUGCUGCUGCUGGGCCCACCCGGGGUGGGGAAGAGGAGCGCAGCCAGAGCGGCGGCGGAGAGCCUGGGCAUUCACGUGGUGGAGUACAACUGCUACGACCUGGUCAACCAGUCGGAAGGCAAGGCCGCCUCCACGCUCGCAGCAGCUUUCGAGACGGCCAGCAACUACUCUCCAGCGAUUUUGUUGCUGAGACGAUUCGGAGCGUUCAGCCGCUUUGGGGGAGCGGUUGGCACCAGCAUGGAAACAGGUCAGCCUACGGGCAGGGGCGACUCCGGCCCGUCCCUGCUGGCGGAGGCUCUGCGCUUUUGCGUCAAAAGGUACGCGGCAGCUGCGGCCCACCAAGAGGACGACGACUCGGAAGACGAGUCGAGUGGCACCGAUACUUUGUCCGACUCCGACUCCUCACUUGGCGAUGCUGGUUCCGACGACCUGUCAGACGACGGGAGCGACGAAGAAACUCGGUCUGAAGCGGACCGGCGGGCUGGAAACGGGCGGGCUGGCUUCUCGGGGAGAGGAAGCAGGGCCCCGGGGCCUUUGCCGAGCGCUCGAAGGAACCGGGGAGCCGGGGGAAGCGCGACACGGCUGGUGAUCGUUGUUGCAGCCGCCGAGUCGGCCGAUGACGUCAGCACGUCUCUGCGGCGGUGCUUCACUCACGAGAUCGUGCUGGAGCCCCCGGACGAGGGCACACGGGGCCGCAUCCUGCGCCAUGCGCUGGGCCUGCCAGCGGCAGACGCGGAGAGCGGUGGAGGCGAUGCUGCCGGGGACCCGCGAGGCAAGCUGCUGGCUAGUGUACAGUCGAUCGCGCUGCAGACGGUGGGGGCCGUGCCCCGAGACCUCAGAGCGAUUGCCGCAGAUGCAGGGGUGGGGGCUGUCAUGCGGCAAAACGGAAGACUUCCAGGGGGAUCACGCAGGUCCGAGCUGACGCCAAUAGGGGAGACUGCGGCCGCGGAUCUCACACGGAAAGAAAGGACGGCCGAGGGCGGGGAUGCUGACGUGGCAGUGACAGCGGAGGAUUUGGAGGGCGCGUUUGGGCGGACCAAGUCACGGACAGCGUCGGCGAUCGGCACUCCCAAGGUGCCGAACGUGUCGUGGUCGGACGUGGGCGGGCUGGAGGACGUGAAGGCGGCGAUCCUGGACACGGUGCAGCUGCCGCUGCGGCACCGCGAACUGUUCGCGUCGGGGCUGCGGCAGCGGUCGGGCGUGCUGCUGUACGGGCCCCCGGGGACGGGCAAGACGCUGCUGGCCAAGGCCGUCGCCACCGAGUGCAGCCUCAACUUCCUCAGCGUCAAGGGGCCCGAGCUGAUCAACAUGUACAUCGGCGAGAGCGAGAAGAACGUGCGCGACGUCUUUGCCAAGGCCCGCGCCGCGCGGCCGUGCGUGGUGUUCUUCGACGAAUUGGACGCACUGGCGCCCGCGCGUGGGGCCGCGGGCGACUCGGGGGGCGUCAUGGAUCGGGUGGUCAGCCAGAUGCUGGCCGAAAUCGAUGGAGCGCAGGGCGGCCAGGACCUGUUCAUCAUCGGUGCGAGCAACCGGCCGGACCUGAUCGACCCCGCGCUGCUGCGGCCCGGCCGCUUCGACAAGCUGCUCUACGUCGGCAUCUCCGCAGACGUCGAGUACCGCGUCAGGGUGCUGGAGGCGCUGACCCGCAAGUUCCAGAUGGCCGCCACUGUCUCGUUGGCAGCCGUCGCGCAGCGCUGCCCCCCCACCUUCACGGGCGCCGACUUCUACGCCCUCUGCGCGGAUGCCUGGCUCUUCGCGCUGAAACGAAAGGUUGCUACCGGGCAGGUGCAGCCGGAGAGCAAGGCGACCAGGUCGAGCGACGGGGGGAAAGAGGGCGUGGCCCCUCCGGUCAUCGAGGUGGCAUCAGAGGAUUUCCUGCAGGCGCUGGGCCAGUUGACGCCGUCGCUGUCCCAAGUGGAGCUGGACCGCUACACACGGCUGAGGAAUCAGUUCGAGGGGCAGAAGAACUCGGCUUCAAGGGGGUGAAGUCAUGCGAACACAAGAAUUGGCUGCACAAACGAGAAACGGUGAACCAACGCGUCCCUACGCCGCGUGAUUCAAAGUGCAAGGUCUUUGACGUUGGUAGAUCAAGCGCAACGUUGCACCAGCGACAUGUUCAGCCCGUUCACAUCGAUGUACCGCGUACGAUAGUUAGACUCCGAACGUGCACGCAAAAUGGUUCGAGUCAAGCCCGCGCAUGUAUAGCAGUGGAGUGCGUUUAUACUCUUACUUUAUUGUAGCAGGUGGUCCGGAAAUCAGUGCAUGCUGGAGUGUUUAGUCCAUAUCAAAAUUUGAAUGACUUGUGCAUGCCCGGU